This is a messenger RNA of Aspergillus tanneri, 2007 nucleotides long. It is a transcript of the gene KNS1, whose product is annotated as putative protein kinase (Lkh1). Gene Ontology annotation, molecular function: ATP binding; protein kinase activity. The record is from RefSeq and is a predicted model, not a curated record. Gene Ontology annotation, biological process: protein phosphorylation. The transcript has 6 exons. Bases 1 to 2007 code for a protein of 668 amino acids. Gene Ontology annotation, cellular component: nucleus. Lineage: Eukaryota; Fungi; Ascomycota; Eurotiomycetes; Eurotiales; Aspergillaceae.
AUGUCGACACCUUCAACGGCCACGGCGACCCAUCCUACCCAUCACCAACAACACUACGGUUACCCCCAUCAUCAAACCUACCAACCAAAUGUAUCGUAUCCGACCACGUCUGCCGCAGGAACCUCUCGCCUGGCCACCGCCGCUUAUCCUUACGCCGUCAACUCUUCAACCGCUACUCUUCCCUACGCUCAAUCUCCGAAGGUCGCAGCCACAGCGACGACUGCUACGAUGACGACGACGACAAUGUCUUCGAUCCACAACGAUGUCGCCACGGUGACAUCGGCACAGAAUGGGAGGCGGAAAAAACCGGACUGGGGCGAGUUUUACAAGAAUGGCAUUCCAAAGGAGGUUAUUGUCAUUGAUGACACUCCUCCGCCAGAGCAAGCCAAGGGCUCCUCUCGUGGCUAUGCGACGUCCUCGGCCGUGACGGUCUCCAACGGCAAUGUGCCUCACCCUGCGGGUAAGAAACGGCGCACGGGAAUCGAAACAGCCUACGACGUAGGAUACUAUGACCGUCCCUCAUACUCAAUCAACCCUCAUCAUUACGGUGAUGAUUCAUCGGCCGCCUCGCUCUCAACAGACCGGACAGCGUCCCUACAUACCACUGCGCCCACCUCCCUCUCCCAGGGCAGUUCGGGUGCCAGCAAUGGCAUCUUUUACGAAGAUGCCAACGUUGGUCAGAAGAGGAAGCGGGUGACGACCCGCAAGACUGUUCGCGAUGAGCAGAAACGACGGGAGUUGGAAAACGCUGGGGAUGCGUUUUUGAGCUACAUCCCCCCUCCCAAGCCACCUAUCAAAGCCAAGGACGUGCCGGUGCCGGUUGUUCGGGAUUAUUCCAGCAGAUCCGAGAAAUUUGACGACGAUGAUGGGCAUUAUAUUGUGAAUCCGAAUACUCAAUUAACAGACCGAUACACAAUCAUCAAGCUCCUAGGACAAGGAACAUUUGGAAAGGUAGUGGAAGCGUAUGAUAAACAUCGCAAGACUCGCUGCGCAGUGAAGAUCAUCCGAUCUAUCCAGAAAUACCGUGAUGCGUCCCGGAUUGAACUCCGGGUGCUAUCAACUCUGGCAUCGAAUGAUAAACAGAACCGGAACAAGUGCAUCCAUCUGCGGGACUGUUUCGACUACCGCAGUCAUAUUUGCAUCGUCACUGAUCUGUUGGGGCAAAGUGUCUUUGAUUUCUUGAAAGGCAACGGCUUCGUUCCCUUCCCAAGCAGUCAGAUUCAAAAUUUUGCCCGACAGCUUUUCACUAGUGUUGCCUUCCUCCACGAUCUUAACCUCAUCCACACCGACCUGAAGCCUGAGAAUAUCCUUCUCGUCAACAAUGCGUAUCAAACAUUUACGUACAACCGGACCAUUCCAUCCUCUUCUCAUGCCAUCUCUCGGAGUGCACGUCAGAGACGUGUGCUUUUGGACAGUGAAAUCCGCUUGAUCGAUUUUGGCUCGGCUACUUUCGAUGAUGAGUAUCACUCGUCCGUCGUAUCCACCCGACAUUAUCGGGCGCCAGAGAUUAUAUUAAAUCUUGGCUGGAGUUUUCCCUGUGAUAUUUGGAGUAUCGGCUGCAUCCUCGUCGAGUUUUUCACCGGCGAUGCACUUUUCCAAACCCAUGAUAAUCUUGAGCAUCUUGCAAUGAUGGAAGCUGUCAUUGGGGACAGGAUUGAUACCCGACUCGUGAGGCAGGUGAUGCAGGGUGGUCGAAGUGGGAGCCAAAACCAGUCAGCCAAGUAUUUUAUCCGGAACCGACUUGACUAUCCUAACGAGGAAACUACACGUGCAUCGCGGAAGUAUGUGAGAGCGAUGAAGCAGCUGACAGAAUUUAUUCCUACCAAUAACAAAUUCCACCAGCUAUUCCUAGACCUUUUACAACGCAUCUUUGUUUAUGACCCAAAAAGCCGCAUCACAGCCAAGGAAGCUCUUAAGCAUCCCUGGUUCAAGGAAUCUCUGGUCGAUGAUGGCACGGAAGCCCUGCGGAUCGGGGAACAGUUGCAGCGCAACACCCAACGUCGCUGA